Molecule: messenger RNA, 2534 nt
Organism: Oncorhynchus keta (chum salmon)
Lineage: Eukaryota; Metazoa; Chordata; Actinopteri; Salmoniformes; Salmonidae
Product: mothers against decapentaplegic homolog 1-like
Exons: 9
Coding region: 581-2005 (474 amino acids)
Biological process (GO): regulation of transcription by RNA polymerase II; SMAD protein signal transduction; transforming growth factor beta receptor signaling pathway
Cellular component (GO): heteromeric SMAD protein complex
Molecular function (GO): RNA polymerase II cis-regulatory region sequence-specific DNA binding; DNA-binding transcription factor activity, RNA polymerase II-specific; I-SMAD binding
Source: RefSeq, a predicted model, not a curated record
UCUCUCUCUCCACAUCUCCAUCUCCCAAUUAAACCGCGCCAUGGCCGUCCGUGCCUGGACACAUUGAUUUUUAUUCUUCAGCUGUCUAUCCUGCAGAUAGAAGCAGGGAAAUGUUUUGUAUCUUAUGCGGUAGUGGUGUAGGAUUGAGCAUCAGGCAGGCCAGACAGUGAAAUGAGAAGGGUAGUUUACAGCUAGCCGAUUCUUUCAGAUCUAGGGCGGGUUAGUUUGAGAGUUAAACUGCUGUGCUCUCUGUCCAAUUCUGACCGAAUUGUCUGUCUGUCUCUCUCUCAGGUGUGCUGCCUGUCUCUCUCUCAGGUGUGCUGUAAGGCUUGACAGCCUGAUCUGGUCCUACGACUGCCCAACACAACUGGCCAACCUAGAUCCCUCCGUGCAGUAACACUCUACAGUCCAGAGGCUAGCUAGGGCACAACAACACAGAGUGUGAUCCUCUCCACACUACUUAGUGUGCAUCUGUAUGUGACUGAGAGGGAGAUACUGAGUACCCGUGUGUGACUGUACUGUACUGUAUUUGAGGAUAUUUCUCCCAGAGGACCCCGUCCUUCCCUACGUCGUCAUCAAGAUGAACGUGACGUCGCUAUUCUCCUUCACCAGCCCGGCGGUGAAGAGGCUGCUGGGAUGGAAACAGGGGGAUGAGGAGGAGAAGUGGGCGGAGAAGGCAGUGGACGCCCUAGUGAAGAAACUGAAGAAGAGGAAGGGAACGAUGGAGGAGCUGGAGAAGGCUCUCAGCUGUCCCGGACAGCCCAGUAAGUGUGUGACCAUCCCUCGGUCGUUGGACGGUCGUCUCCAGGUAUCCCAUCGUAAAGGUCUCCCCCACGUCAUCUACUGCAGAGUGUGGAGGUGGCCCGACCUACAGUCUCAUCACGAACUCAAGGCCUUGGAGUGCUGCCAAUUCCCCUUCACGGCCAAACACAAAGAUGUCUGUAUCAACCCCUACCACUAUAAGAGAGUGGACAGUCCUAUGCUGCCCCCUGUCCUGGUCCCUAGGAACAGCGACCUCACAGCGAGGCCGGGGAUGCAGCCCCGUUACCAUGGCGCCAUCGACCAGAACGAGCCUCUCAUGCCCCACAACGCCACUUUCCCAGAAUCCUUCCCUCCAGGCGGGGGCGGCAACGGAGGGUUGGCGUUCCCUUGUUCCCCUGGCAACAGCUUCCCCAGUUCGCCCGGCAGUGGGUCCAGCAGUAUCUCCGCGUUCCCCCACUCCCCACUUAGCUCCGACCCAGACAGCCCCUUCCAUGUCCCGGCUGACACCCCGCCCCCAGCCUACAUGCCUCCAGAUGAUUAUCUCAUUCAGGACUGCUCCCAGCCAAUGGAAACCAACCUCCUCGCCAUGCCAACCGGCCUGGAUACCAACAACAGGCCAGAUGUUCAGCCAGUAGCCUACGAGGAACCGAAACACUGGUGUUCUAUAGUGUACUAUGAGCUUAAUAACCGCGUGGGUGAGGCGUACCUGGCGUCAGACUCCAGUGUUCUGGUCGACGGCUUCACCGACCCGUCCAAUAACCGCAACCGCUUCUGCCUCGGCCUGCUGUCUAACGUCAACCGCAACUCGACCAUAGAGAACACACGCAGGCACAUCGGCAAAGGUGUCCACCUCUACUACGUAGGAGGUGAGGUGUAUGCAGAGUGUCUGAGUGACACCAGUAUCUUCGUUCAGAGUCGUAACUGUAACUAUCACCACGGUUUCCACCCCACCACGGUGUGUAAGAUCCCGAGUGGCUGCAGUCUGAAGAUCUUUAACAACCAGGAAUUUGCCCAGCUACUGGCCCAGUCAGUGAACCACGGCUUUGAGGCUGUUUACGAGCUCACCAAGAUGUGUACCAUACGCAUGAGCUUCGUCAAGGGUUGGGGUGCAGAGUACCACCGCCAGGACGUGACCAGCACCCCCUGCUGGAUAGAAGUGCACCUGCACGGCCCUCUACAGUGGCUGGACAAAGUCCUCACACAGAUGGGCUCUCCCCAUAAUGCCAUAUCCUCCGUGUCCUAACACACACACACACACACACACACACACAGCCUCUCGACGCCACAUGUUCAAAUGUUAUUUUUGUAACUUUUUUUAUUUUUUUUAAAUCUGCUGAGAGAGGAAAAAAAACACAACGUUAUUCAUCAUCCCAUAUUACAAUAUCUGUCUUGACUGGAGUAGCCCAGAGAAUCAGCUAUGAAUAGCUAGGCUAAAUGAGGCCACAUGCUGCAAUUUCUCCCCAACCCCAUUCAGAUGAGAAAACAUCAGCCUACCUAUUGGUUACUCCCAUUCAGAUGAGAAAACAUCAGCCUUCCUAUUGGUUACUCCCAACCCCAUUCAGAUGAGAAAACAUCAGCCUACCUAUUGGUUACUUCCAACCCCAUUUUUGCUAACUUUGAGUUCCCAUAUGUUAUUCCAUCUUGCAUUAGUGAACUCACUCCACUUGCGUCACAUUGAGCCUAUUUGAUUGGCCAACAUAACAACAAGCUACACAGUAAAGGCUACCGGUCUUUUUUACGGGACCACGUUAUAAAAACUACCUUGAAAAGUU